This is a messenger RNA of Aplysia californica (California sea hare), 2574 nucleotides long. RefSeq names its product solute carrier organic anion transporter family member 2A1. Gene Ontology annotation, molecular function: protein binding. Gene Ontology annotation, cellular component: membrane. The record is from RefSeq and is a predicted model, not a curated record. Gene Ontology annotation, biological process: transmembrane transport; sodium-independent organic anion transport. Lineage: Eukaryota; Metazoa; Mollusca; Gastropoda; Aplysiida; Aplysiidae.
UGUUGAUAUCAUCAGCAAACGUAUCUGAGGGCAUUAGAGGCCCGGCUUUAGGAGAAGCUUGUCCGUGGAUGACACAACAUGGCGCUGUAUCAAGGCGUUCCGCAAAUGCUCAACUCUCUGGACAGACUGGACCAAGCGGGCGUUGACGAAGCAACAGGCGACCUUGAUUCUUCUGACUAUGACCCUGACUUGUCUACAGAUGACCUUUACCCUACAGCAGACAACCAUGAUCACAUCCCAUCUGCGACAGCGAAAGUUGUAGGACCUGGGGGCAAAUAUUACUUCCCUGUACAGCGGCUACCAGAUGUACCCCCUAUGGGCUCUGAUCACGAAUCAGAUGAGUCGGAAACCGGACAGUGUGGCAUCGGAUGCUGCAAGCCCAAGUGUCCACAAAAAUGCGUCAGUCUCCCUGUGUUCGUCAUGUCGUACGGCGUGGCUGGCAUCUGGAUGAUCAUGACAGGCUCUCUGUUGGCCAGCCAGGUCACCUCCAUACAAAGACAUCUCGGACUGUCCAGUCGCUGGACAAGUCUGAUCCUGGGCGCUAACGACAUGGGCCAACUGUUCGCCGUCUUGUUGGGCAGCCACUUUGGCAAGUACACGCACAUCCCACGCUGCCUCUCUGUGUCCGGCAUACUCUUCGGCCUCGCCACGCUAGCCAUGUCUUUGGGCCGGCUGCAGGAGCCCAGCCUGGAUCAGCACUCAUCCGUCUCAACACUAAUGAAUGUAACGGUCGGAAGUGACAUCAACCAAAAAUAUGUCUGCGUACACAAGGAACCCUCGGAGCUGGAGGUCACGAGUGUGAAUGUGACCCUGUCUACAGUGACCCCUGACCUCACCGGGGAGCCCCCUGAAGCCCUGAGGUCCUCCUGGGUUUACUGGCUGCUUUUCAUCGCUGCGCUGCUGGGGGGAACCUCCAAGUCUUUCCGGAUCCCGUUACUGACAUAUUACGUGGAGCAGAACAUAAAGGAUAAAACUCGCUCUGCGCUCUAUCUUGGUUCCUCGUUCACCACCAUGGUGUUUGGUCCCCCGAUUGCCAUGCUCCUUGGCAGUUACCUCAGCACUUUGCCCUUUGACCUCUCAGACACAACAAUCUCCCAGCAUGACCAACGCUGGAUAGGCGCCUGGUGGCUUGGAUUCCUCAUUGUGGGCGGGGCGAGCAUAGUGUUCAACGUGCCAAUCAUGUUUUUCCCGAGGAGUAUGAAACGGAGGAAGCCGAGCCACAUCGAAGAUGACCACGCCCACAAGAGUGAACAGGACGAAAAAAAGCAGCCAAGGAACUCCAGGCUGAGAAGAACACGUCAUGUAGUGAUGGAACUUCCCCGGUCAAUCUGUCGGCUGUUUCGCCGGCCUGUGUUUCUCCUGGCCCUGGUCUCGGCCUGUGUCAACUGGCUCGCCUUCGCCGGCUUCUUCAUGUUCCUCCAGAAGUACGUGGAGAGCCAGUUCAAUAAGACGGCGCAGGAAGUUAGUCUGGCUUCUGGUGUGGUCAACAUUAUAUCCAUGGCUCUGGGCACAUUCGUUGGUGGUCUAAUCACAACCAAGCUCAAACUGGGCCUGCGUGGUUGCGUCCUAGUUACCAUGGUGACAGCUGCCAGCACAUCUCUCCUAGAUUUCCUGCAGUUCAUCUUCGGCUGUGACGACUCGAACAUCAUUGGGUUGACUGGCGGAUUUUCUCCAACUGCACGGCGGCGAACGUGACUUCCUUGACCCCUGGUCAGUGCCAGCUGGACUGCCCGUUCUUCAUCCCUUACAUGGCCGUGGUCUUUUCCUCAACGUUGAUAGCCUGCCUGGGCCUCAUGCCCAGCUAUAUGAUGACCAUUAGGUCGGUAGAGCCCAGGGAUGAGAGUCUAGCGGCUGGUCUUGUGUCUUUCAUCCAGACCAUACUAGGUUUCCUCCCAUCCCCGGUGAUCUACGGGAUCCUGGUAGACGCCACCUGCCGACUGUGGUCCCCCGGAAGUGGCUACUGCUUGCUGCACCACCGGGACCAAUUGCGCUUCCGGUUCUACGGACUAAAUAUCGGCCUGCGGGCCUGUGAUAUCUUAGUGCUGGCCGUUAUGUUGUGGCUGGUGCGCAAGGGGGACAGGGGGGAGAGGGAGAAGGAAGGAAAGACGAAAGGGAAGAAAGAAGAAGGGGAGGGAAGGGAGAUGGAGUUGAGGUGAGCUGUACAUUACAGUAACCAGUCCAAACAACUUUUUGUUUGAGUUUGAGAUUUUUAAAAAAAGAGGCAUAUCAACUUGACAUUUUAACGAUCACUAGAUGCAAUGAAAAAACAACAGAAAGAUAGACGCAUCAAAGGGAAAGAAAACACAUUAUGUAUGUGACCUAACAGUGGCGUCCUUUGUGAAGGUAAUGUCAAUAACUCAAUAACAAUCUUUAUUCAUCUGGCGGCAGAAAUUUGUUCUGGUAGCAUGUCAGCAAAACAACAGACACAUUUCACUAGGUGCUUGGGCCUGAGCACAUUCGUUUUAUUUAGAAAAAUUAGUUUUACCGCAUUUGAAACACUUACUAUUAGGUCAUAUAAGUGCUGAAGAUUAGUGGUGUUACAAUAGAGUAACAAACAUAAAAGGAAAGAGGAGA